CUAGCUCUUGUGUGUUUUCAGCGCGUUUUCCAUUCUUUGAUCCCAUAAAAACAAGCGGCAAAAAGCAGGAAAAUCCUUAGCAGAAUGCCCGCCGGCCUGGUGAAAACACCGAUCAAUGGAAAAGCAAAGGAAAGUGUACAAAAGUCCGCGGAGCGUACGACCAGCAAUGGCAAGAAGUUCGUGCAGACGCGUCUGCCGUUUAAGAUGAUUACGCCCAGCGGAGCACCCACCCCCGCUGCGGCCUCCACCUCUGGUGGCGAGCCUGGUGCAGUGGUGAACCUGGAUGAAGAUGAUCCGCCGGCGACAAGGGAGCCGCGCAAGCGGAAGCUAUCCUUUGACGACGAGACGCCGCCACAAGAGGGCACUGGCUGCUCUACGGAGAACGAGCUGUUGCGUCGCUCCAACAGCAAGGAGAACCUGAACUUGAGCGCCGCCGUGGCCACCAAGAAGGCCAAGACCACGGAAGAUGUGGAGGAUCUGGUUAUCGAGCUAAAGGACGAUGACGAUGAUGAGGACGAGGACGAGGACGAGAAAGCGGUAGUGGAAGUGCCGGCUGCGCCACCUAAAAAGCCCAAGGCAGCUAAGGAAACGUCUGCGAAGACUUCAAAGGCCGCCAAGACGGCGUCCAAGGAGAAGUCAGAGGGCAAGGUCAAGGAGAAGGGCUCUCCGGCUCCCAUACAAAUCAAGUGGCCAUUGGCAAACAAGCGGCCCAAGCGUAGGAAGUCGCUCAAGAAGGCCGAGGAUGCCGCCGUAGACGCUUCGCCAAAGGAUGCGGACAAGGUGGGCGGCGAGUCCAGCGAUGAUAUCGAGACCAUUGCCGAGGAGUUGAAUCCCCAGAAGAAGCCGAAGGUUGUAGAGCCAGAAAAGGACGAGAAGAGUCAGAAAGACGAUCAGGAGGCUGUGGAGCAAGUGGCUGCGGAUGUGGACAAGCACGAGGAGGACAAGAAAAAGAAGGAGAAGGAUCAGUCGCCAAAAGAAACCAAGAAGGCAGAGUCCACUGUCAGUCAGGAAGCUUUACAGAAGGAGAAGAAACUGAAUAAAGAGGCAAUUGCCGAGGCCGACAUCUCGGUAAUCCUCUCCAGCAGCGAGGACCAAAACUCCAGCAGUGAUCACGAGAUGGAUGUGGACACGGAGGCCGCAGAGAAGGCCAAUGCCCCAUUGAGAAAGAGCCUCCCAGAGUCCACCAUCGAUGCCCAGAAGACACUCACGCCCAAGCAGCAGCGUCUCCUCGAGCGGCGGCGAAAGGCCCGCGAGGAGAAGGAGCAGAAGCUGGCCGAGGAGCGUCGCCUCAAGCAGCAGGAGAAGGAGCACAAGGAGCAGCAGCGCAAGCUGGAGAGGGAGGAGAAGGAGCAGCAGCGCAAGCAGGAGAGGGAGGAGAAGGAGCAGCUGAAGAAGGUGGAAAGGGAGGAGAAGGAGCGCAAGCGGCAGGCGGAGGUGGACUCCAAGAACGAGGAGAAGCGCAAGCGCAACGAGGCCAAGGAGGAGGUGCAGCGCAAGAAGGACGAGGAGCGUCGCAAAAAAGAGCUGGAGCGUGAGGAGGCAGAGCAGAAGAAGAAGCGCGCAGCCGAAUCCUUCACCAAAUUCUUUGUGCCCAAGCAGCCGAAAUCUGGUGGCAAUACCAAUGCCACCUCCUGCCUGGAGCACGAACAGUCCAGCUGCGACAGCACCAAGGCCAGCAGUCAGACCCUGGCCUUUCGCCCCUUUCAGAUCAAGGAUGACAUGCUGCUGGCCCCCGUCACGCGUGCCUCCAUGUGCCACGAGCAUCGCUCCCAGCUGGAUGGGCUCUUCAGGGCGGCUGACCACCAGGAUGGCGAAGAUUCGGAUGCUGAGGAGGACAUCUGCCGCCGGAAGCCACCCAACCGGGCGCAUCUCUAUCUCAGUGAACUGAACAGUGGCCGCCACAAGCCGCUGAAGAUGCUGCGGGACGCGAGACUGCAAAGGUACACCAAGGAGGAGGACGACGAGGAUGUCCAAGUACUAGAUGACCUCGCCACCGCUGGCCUACCCAUUGAAGAGGAGCAGCCCAAGCAGCUGGCCAGGAUGCGUACCAAGUAUCUACACUUUGCGGACAACCGCAGGCCCCCCUACUACGGCACCUGGCGGAAGAAGAGUCAGACCAUAUCCGCCCGCCGUCCGCUGGCCCACGAUAAGGCUCACUUCGACUACGAGCUGGACUCUGACUGCGAGUGGGAGGAGGAGGAGCCGGGCGAGUCGCUGAGCGCCAGCGAGGACGAGAAGGAGGAACGCGAAUCGGAGGAGGAGUCCGAGGAGGAGUACAACGAGUGGUAUGUCCCGCACGGCCAUCUCAGCGACGAGGAGCUGCAGAACGAUGGCGACGAUGAUGGACACACGCGGGAGGCCCAGAAGGCCAAGCUGCAGGUGCUGCAGCAGGAGUUCGCCCAGGAGAUGAAGAAGCAGACGAAGAAGAUCAAGCCGCGCCUGCUGGGACCCAUCUGGCUGGACGAGAAUGGCAACCAGUCGGAGCAGCUGCCCGCCAUCUUUGCCCACACAAUCGGCAUGUAUGCCGCAUGGAGUGCCGUGGACUCCAUUAGCCUGGAGCCACCGCCCGUGCCGGACCGUGAGGAUCUGGCGCCCGAACCGCUGUUGCCGCUGCAGCUGGACGAGCGCCUGCUCCAGCAGCUGGUCCGCCUGACGCACGGCAAUCGCAACAGCAAGACAUUCCUGAUCAACGAGUAUCUGGAGUACCUGAAGACACAGACAGCGGCCGCCGGCGAAGCGAAUCGAUCGCUGCUGCCCCCCAAAUCGGUGAUCCGCGAGAAGAUCGAUGAGCUGGCCAGCUGGAAGGUUGUGGAGUCGGGCACACCCGAAGUGGCCGCCAAGAAGACCAAAAAGCCCAAGAAGCGUCUCUGCUGGAUAGUGGCCAGCGAAAUGCUGCAGAAGUUCCAUCUCCAGGAGUUGACCCUGCACAAUCAGUGGGACUAUACCCUGACGCCCAAGGUGAGCGACGGAGGAGGAGGAGGAGGAGCAGCGGAGGCGCAGCAGCACGAGCUUAGUCCUCCAGCCGAUGCCUCGCCAGUGGCCGCCGCCCAACCACCUCCUGCUACGAUCUCAGCCUCGACAACUCCCAACACAACGCCCGUGGGUAAGAGCGGACCCAAGAAGCGGGCCACCCUGCUCAUGUCUGUGCCCAGGGAUCAGCCGAUACCCUCGGCCGCCAAGAAUGCACUGAUCAGCCAGUUCUUGCGCCGCCAGACGGAGGCCAAGGAGAAGGAUAAGGAGAAACGGAUGGAGCGGGGACAGGAGCCGGAGCAGAAGCCGACGACGCCCGUUGUUGUUGUCGACGAGGAUGUGGUGAUGCUCUCGGAUUAGUCUCGAUCCCGCAACUCCCUUGUGAUGGGUCUUCCUCAUUUUAAGCAUACAUAUAUAUGUUCAGAUAAUUAAACCUUUUUUUUGUCGCUAGAUUCGCUCGUAAGUUGAUUUAAUUUUUAAUGUGUUCCGCGUGACCCCUGUCCCUUCUCCUUUCUCCUCCUCCUCCUCCUCCUCCCAGUUCCAGUCGCAGUCGGACGCGGACGCCCUUGAACCCCCUCUAUACAUGUGUAUAGUCUAAAUACAUACAUAUAUGCAAUAAUACAUUA
Molecule: messenger RNA, 3596 nt
Organism: Drosophila kikkawai
Lineage: Eukaryota; Metazoa; Arthropoda; Insecta; Diptera; Drosophilidae
Gene: Caf1-180
Product: Chromatin assembly factor 1, p180 subunit
Biological process (GO): nucleosome assembly
Cellular component (GO): nucleus; CAF-1 complex
Source: RefSeq, a predicted model, not a curated record